CAGAAUUCCUUCAUUCGUCAACUCUUUUACCCAUCCCUUCAUGUUUAGCCUGUUGUUUCAACAAGUUCUUAUUUUUUGCUUUUUUCUAGCUUCGGCCCCUACUCACUUAGCCACCAGCCACUUGAUCUUGGGGCAAUUGAAAGAACUUUUUUGGAGGGAGCUCACACAAGCAAGAGGAAUAAAGAGAAGGAAUAGAGGAAAGCCAUGCAAACAACGGGGCAGCUCAGCAAUUUUGCUCAACAAGCCUAAUGACGACUGACCAGCACAAACUAUUCUGUUUUGACUCAUCCCUGGAAGGUACCCAAAGAACUGGAUAGGACAGAUCUCAAGGAGGAAACUUUUAUCUAUCUUUCUGGCUGACAGGCAAAAGAAAACAGGGUUUGGGUACAGACCAAGAAAGUGUAACAUAGACAUAAAGUGGAGAACAAUUCAAAUGUCAAUUAAAGCAAACAGAAGGGAAUGCUUAGAAGGACAAGAAAGUGAGAAAAAGGGGAAAUAAGUAGCAUUGACAAAACAAAGACUGUUCAAAGAGAAGAGGACUUUUACUGGGGCAGGCUAAAUAAGCAGGUCAAGUAGAGAGAGAGAGGCAAAUAACAUAGUAAAACAUAUUUUUAGAGUGAGGAUGGCCAACUCAGGUCUCCAGUUGUUGGGGUACUUUCUGGCAUUAGGCGGCUGGAUCGGCAUCAUCUCCACCACUGCACUGCCCCAGUGGAAGCAGUCGUCCUAUGCUGGUGAGGCCAUCAUCACAGCUGUAGGUCUGUAUGAGGGGCUUUGGAUGAGCUGUGCCUCCCAGAGUACAGGACAGGUGCAGUGCAAGAUCUUUGACUCCAUGCUCUCGCUGGACAUCCACAUCCAAACAUGCCGAGCUCUUAUGGUGGUGUCAGUGCUGUUUGGCUUUAUUGCCAUCAUCGUCAGUGUGGUAGGAAUGAAGUGCACCAAGGUGGGAGAUAAUAAUCCAUCCACCAAGACCCGCAUUGCUGUCACUGGAGGGGCUCUCUUCCUGCUUGCAGGUCUGUGCACUCUUGUGUCUGUAUCCUGGUAUGCCACUCAAGUGUCCUACCAAUUCUUUAACCCAAAUACACCUUCCAAUGCCAGGUAUGAGUUUGGCUCGGCUCUGUUUGUGGGCUGGGCUGCUGCCAGUCUGACCGUUCUGGGGGGCUCCUUGCUGUGCUGCUCCUGCUCCAAAGAUGACAUACGAGGGCAACAGUAUUAUCGUCAAUCACAGCCUUCAACAGCCAGAGAGGCAGAGUUGUUGAGUGAAACUAGCUUCCCUGACUGAUCAGCCCUGCAUUUUUAUCGAGGACUAUCUGACUGUCCAACCACAGAAUUCCCUUUGUGGUUCCUGUUACAUUGUUGGCCCCAAAUUUGGAUUCCUAUAUCCCUCACUUUGUCAGUUUUAAUGGAAAGAUGUAGGCCAGAUCAUUUAAUCUUCAAAUGAGUCUUUAGUGUAAAUAUGGAUUUUUAAAAGAUAUUUGAAUAGAGCUUUUUUCAGGGAUGAGGUAUUAGCCCUGUCAACACCUUCCAUAUCUCCUGUAGUGUCCUGUUAUUGGCCUGAUAAGUGAAUUAAAAGUGAAAUGAAAAUAUGACAUUGUGCCUUUUUAUGGUAUCAACUAUAUUUACUGAUUUCUUGGUAUGAUAUGUCUCGCUUAAUUUGUUCAAUGGAACUGUAUUUUCACUGAAACAUGUCUUUUUCCCCUCUGAAUUGCAGACCAAAUGUUAAAAGUACCCCACCAGAGAAAGGGGAGCAGUACUUGUAGUUUGGGACUGUCUUCUGAUCUUGCUGUGGCUUAGAUUCUGUCAACAGGCAAAACCCUCCCAAAGAGGAACUCAAACCAGACAAGAACAUAUUUCUGAACUGAUUGUAGCAGAAUAUUUUUUUGGAUUAUAGAAAAUGUUUGAGGAGGUUCAAAAAUUUGAGGUGUUGAGAGGCAGAGGCAUAGAUCACAACCUUGUCUUUUUUAUGAACUUUGGGAGACACAGUCAUUCAGGGUGUGUUUUCUAUAACAUGUUUAAAGGUAUGGGUGUAUAUAUCACACACUCCAUACUGUGUUUUUAUUUACUAAAUAUGUAAUAUUUUACUAUGGUACAUUAUAACCAGUUUGUGUGAAUGUAAUUUCCAAUGUAUUUGAUGAGAUGAUUACCUUUGCUCUCCCUUCCUGUCCUUUGUCUACUUCUGUAUGACUUUUUAUGUUGGAUUUUCAGAAAUAUGUAACUACUCUGCAGUAUCGCUUAUGAACAAAAUAAUAUUAGUAAAUUAGUACUAUCUUAUGUCAUUGUUUUUAAGAAGAAUUUUGCUUGCUGCCAAAAUGUCUAUAUCAAGGAUGUAGCAUUUUAUUUUACUGUUUGUCUUUAAGUUCUCAUUUGUGUCAGGUCUUGCUGACAAUGUCAUCAAGGAGUUUUUGCUCUUAAAGGUAGAGAUGCAUUGAUUAAGCUUUUCCUGGCUGAUGUAUUUUUAAAAAAACAUUAAUUAGCAAUUUUGGGGUCUAACAUGCCAAUUUUAAUUUCAACAGAUUACAAUUCUUUAUUCUGACAAUAUAUAAAGAUAACAAUUAUAUUAUGGUGACUAUAACACAAAGGCAAAAGAACACUGAAUGAUGUUGUAAUUUUAUAUCCAACUGAACUUUAAGGAAAUUUUAAUAAGGGAUGUCCAAAUAAGAUUCUUUCAGCUUGUCAUGGCACAGUCCUCUGAUGUUAAAUUGUCAGUAUAACAAUAUAUAUGUGUGAUAUAUAUGUGUGAUAAUUAUGAGCCCAGAAGAGAUGGUAAGUACUUCAAGCUCCACACCAAGUUGUAUCAAUAUUUGAGUCUUAAUUUUCAAGUGAGGUUUGGAGCAGUUCCUGGUUUGCCCUUUUAUUUUGACAGUUUGUUUACAAACUGCUUGUCAGGGUGACUUAUAACACAAAGUUUAAAAAAAACUUUAGUAACUCAAGUAUGUUACAAUUCCCAUAGUUAGUAGCAGUGUUUAUAGAUUGAAAAUGGUGGGACUGAAAAUAGGAAGAGCAAUAAAACAUUGUUCAGUGUCUGACCUUCUGAUCCCUAGUUAUAGCUGGAAAGUCAAAUAAAAGUCAGUAAAUUUCAAAAGCUGGUCAACUGAUCAGCGCACCUCUACCCACAGGAUGUUCUGCUCUACUUUCUGUCCUAUGAACUAAAGAAUACACGUCUGUGUAAAUGCCAGUAUGUUGAAUGCAUUUAUUUACCAUGGCAUUCAUUUGCCUAAUAUUUAUCCCCUCUGUGUUGUGUAUUAUUUUAUUCACAGUAUACUCAUGCCUGUCUCCUAAAAUGAAGUAAACAGAGACACAAAAUGAUUACAGACUAUGACUCAGUGGUUUGUAAAUUGUUUCUUAAUCUUUUGGUAUUUCCCCAGUCUCCUUCCUCCUUCUUUUGUACCCUGUUGUUCCAUAAUUAUAGCGGUGGAAUUCCAGAUUUACUUGAUUGACCCCUCAACAGGGUGAUCAGCAAGGUUGACUUGCUCACUACUGUUACGACUGAAAAGGCUUAAUGUCUUUUUUGCUUGAGUGAAGAAAACAUUAAAUAACCAUGGCCACAUAUAUGUGUGAUCAACAAAAAUAAUUCCACUGCAGCUUGUAAAACUGUUACUUCAGAAUAAAAAGAAAACGUCGCUCAAACAUUUUUUCUACCACAUGAUUUUCUAUCUACAUACCUAAUGUUGUUGAACUAGUCAAUUGGUCCUUGAGAUCAUUUUAUCUGUAAAUGUUUCUUCUCCUAAUGGCAAUUAUCCUCAUUGAUGUUAGUAAUUGUGGAUUAAUGUUUAGCUCAAAGUUUAGCCAAGUCAAUGUACAAGUGUUACUUGACAGAGAAUUAAAGCUAUUUUCUCAAACUA
Molecule: messenger RNA, 3839 nt
Organism: Fundulus heteroclitus (mummichog)
Lineage: Eukaryota; Metazoa; Chordata; Actinopteri; Cyprinodontiformes; Fundulidae
Gene: cldn19
Product: claudin 19
Exons: 5
Coding region: 623-1279 (218 amino acids)
Biological process (GO): cell adhesion; bicellular tight junction assembly
Cellular component (GO): plasma membrane; bicellular tight junction
Molecular function (GO): structural molecule activity
Source: RefSeq, a predicted model, not a curated record